Molecule: messenger RNA, 3856 nt
Organism: Hippocampus comes (tiger tail seahorse)
Lineage: Eukaryota; Metazoa; Chordata; Actinopteri; Syngnathiformes; Syngnathidae
Gene: zzz3
Product: zinc finger, ZZ-type containing 3
Exons: 12
Coding region: 281-3115 (944 amino acids)
Molecular function (GO): zinc ion binding
Source: RefSeq, a predicted model, not a curated record
UCCACUAGUCAAUACAAAGUCAACAUAACGCUCCUGGUCCACAUUUGUUGUGGAUUCGAAGGCAUUUCCAGGCCAUGAGAAGGCAAACAUGUCGCCGAUUGCGGCACACGAAUGUCGCCCUCGCCUCAAUGUGCUCGCCUACCCGAGCCGGAGAGCUCGGCUACACUGUGAAAACAUGGCUGCGAGCGAGCGUGCAGCGACCGUACGGAAGUGAGGUGCCCAUGUUCCGCCAAAGUGGAGAGCGCACCAGGAUGCGGAGAUUGUAGGCACCCGCCGUAGUAUGGCCGCGUCCCGUUCCUCGCGUGUCACAAGGUCAUCGGUGGGGCUCAAUGGAUUGGACGAGAACUUUUGUGGCCGCACCCUCAGGAACCGCAGCAUUGCCCAGCCGGAGGAGACACCUGUGUCUCCACUGCCUCGGGCCCGCUCUCCCAAGAAGAGGCAGGAAUCCCGGCAGGACUCGAGGCUGUCGAAACAGGACGUCAAACAGGGGUCCAAGAAGGAGGACAAGCCGGAGUCCAAACCGGAGUCCAAACCGGACCCCAGACCGGACCCAAAGAAGGAAAAGACCAAGCAGGAGGCUAACGAGGACACUGACAACCAGUCGGCCCGGGACUCGGAGCGGCAGAUCUCGUUGCAGGGACGGUUAAAUGACUCAAAUGACUGUAAUAGUUCUCCGGCAGCCGAGCAGGACCUGUUGGCCGGCCCACACAAACGGAGCGGCUCGUGCCUGGAAAAAGACAUUAGCCCUGAGAAGUCUGAACGUUGCGAUAAAGGGAACGGGGUGCCGGAUGCUCCUCCUUUCAUCAAAAGGGCCAAGCGAUGUUCCCGAGCCGGGGAAUCUCAGGAAUGCGAGGAGGACACGGUGAGCCCGGAGAGUCCCGUCUCUGUUCCUGAACCUUGCGAAGGCAACACUUGUGUAGACAUUCCCACUUGGAACUCGAACUUGGCUCCCGACUCACCUCUCCUUGAGGAAGAGGAAGGAGAGCUGGCCAAAGAUGGCCGGGUGGAGUGUGAAGGGGCGCCGCAGCCCCUCGCCACUCUGAAAGCCUCAAACGGCCUCCGGGACGACGCAGCGGAGAACCAUGGCGACGUGGCCGAAGAACCUUCGAGUCCUGCCUCUGCCACCAGCUGCCCGCCACUGCUCAACGGUGGCCAGGCGGGGGCGCCCCCCUCGCCCCACCCCACGGUGCCUUGUACGAACUCUAGCCCGGCGCACACAGAGGUCGCCGCCUCAAGGCAGCUGCCCACGUCGUUCUCUCCAGCCCCUCUGGAGGACCCACUUCCUGAUCUGGUAGUGGCCAGGGAGCAGGAAGUAGAGGACGUGGAGGUUGACGUGGUGGGCGACUCCCUUUGUCUGGCUGGCGAGGAGCAGGUGUUGGACAGCGAGUGCGAUGACAACGGUCAUCCACUCACGCCGGUGCCGGACGCCGGCUCCUCGCCUUCACUCGCCGCCGACAACAGCAACUCAGGAGAAACAACACCCCCGCUGGCGACGACCCCGCCGCCCACCGAGACCGGUUGCACGCCCCCGUCUUUUGCCGAGCUCUAUGAACACAGGUACACCUUGCGGACUUCGCCCCGCAAAGUGUCCUCCACCAAGGCCUGCUCUCCACCCCGAGACAACGGCCCCCUAAAGGAGGACGGGGAGGCGGUUGAAGGGAUGGAUACGGACUUUCCUGCUCCUUCAGACUCUUUGUGUUCCCCCGAUGACAACGAGAUCACCUGUGCAGAGCCCGGAGAUGAGACGGGCCGCAACGACGGCGGUCCCGUGGCGGCCCGGGAUGCCGACGUCGGCAAGGAAGCGAUGUGCAGUCACACCACGGAAGAGGAGGAAGAGGAAGAGGAGGAGCCCGACGUGUAUUACUUUGAAUCCGACCACCUGGCUCUGAAACAUAACAAAGAUUACCAGAGGUUGCUGCAGACCAUCGGCGUUCUCGAGGCCCAGCGCACGCAGGCCAUUCUGGACUUGGAGACGUUGGCGCGGCACCAAAGAGAGGCCCUGGCUGACCCCAUCAGCUUUGUGGAACAGCUGCAGAAGAGGGUGAAUCUGGGCCUGCCAUGCCCCCAGCGUGUCGUUCAGCUCCCGGACGUGGCGUGGGAGCAGUAUACUUCCGGCCUCGGGGAUUUCCAGAGGGAGCUCUGCGACAAGAAACGCAAAACCAGGCGGCUCAAGCUCAUGUUUGACAAAGGUUUGCCUGUCCGACCCAAAAGUCCCGUCGAGCCCAAAAAGGAGUGCGAAACCUCUACCUUGUAUUCCUCACUGCCCACAAGUGACGCCCCAGAGAAUGGCAGGCAGACGCAGAUGAUCCGGGGUAGGCUUUGUCACUCCAGCAAGCCCGACACCUUUAACCAGCUGUGGACGGCAGAAGAGCAGAAGAAACUGGAACAGCUCCUUCUCAAGUUCCCUCCAGAGGAGGUGGAGUCCAAAAGGUGGCAGAAGAUCGCAGACGAGUUGGGCAACCGGACGGCCAAACAGGUUGCCAGUCGGGUCCAGAAGUACUUCAUCAAACUGACAAAAGCUGGAAUCCCCGUGCCUGGAAGAACGCCUAACCUGUAUAUGUACACUAAGAAGGCGAGCAGCAAGAGGCAGCACCACCUCAACAAACACCUCUCCCGGCCAUCCACCUUCCUCACCUCUUACGAGCCUCCCGUGUUUAUGGACGACGACGACGAGGACGACGACGAGCGGGUGGCGUUCUACGGCGCCAUGCACGACCCCGCCGACGAUGACUCGGACGAAGACGUCAUCCCCGUUGAGCUGCGUAACCUUCCUGAGUAUAAAGAGCUGGUGGAGCUGAAGCGUCUGAAGAAACAAAAGCUUCAGGAGCUCCGCGAGGACAAAGCCGGCGUGCGACACCUGGGAUACAAGUGCGACAUGUGCGGCAUCGAACCCAUCCAGGGUGUGCGAUGGCACUGUCUCGAUUGUCCGCAGGACAGCGCCGUGGAUUUCUGCACCAACUGCUCAGACUGCUUGUUGAAGACCGAGACCCACAAGCCAAACCACCACUUGGACCCCGUGUACCAGCCCGAGACUUUACUAGACAGCGAUUACCGUCUGCCGCAGAGCACCAGCUACAACUACCUGGACCCCAACUACUUCCCGGCCAACAGAUGACAGACGAGCGGCAGGCGCCCGUAGCUCCACCACACGCACUCGUUCUCUUCCUGUCUCGUUCUCUCCCUUCUCUCCGGUGUGCUUGGCUGCAUUAUCACGCCGCCAUGUCGGAACACCACCAGAUGGGUGGGGGGCGAACAGAGCAGCACAGCCGCCGCCGCUGCUGGUGGGGCGGCUCAGUCGUUGGGCCACCAUCUCAGCAAGGUUAAUUAAUUCAUGGAUCUUUUCAGUGAAAAAAAAAAACAAAAGUGAAGGCAACAUUCCCAUGUGUCAAGAGUGCCAGUGUCGCACCGCUGCAUUUCAAAUGCAGGCACAGUGUUUUUUGUUUUUUUUCCUCCCUCCCCCUCUCUCACCCAUCAGUGUUUGCCGCCAUGGAUCACGUGAAGUGUUUAUGGAGACAAGUAGUUGGCGCUAGUUGUUGUGUGUGUGCCAUUUAAAACAAUACAAAACAAACAAAAAAAAAAAAACAUUGUUUUGUCGGUCAUCUUUCGGUUUAAGUCCAUGGAAAAAGAUUGUAUUUUUAUUAAUCUAUUUAAAAAAAAAACUUAAAGAUUUGAGGUGGUGUUUGGUGCCUCCACUUUUAUACACGAAGACACUCGCGCACACUCAAAUACACACACACAUACAUGCCCAUAGAUCUUGUUUGUGCAGACUAGACACCAUUCUCACCUCUCAGUCCCCCCACACCCCUGCUUCAAUAUCUGUGUAUAACAAGUCUGUUCUUAUGUAAAAAAACAAAAA